Molecule: messenger RNA, 1692 nt
Organism: Thermochaetoides thermophila DSM 1495
Lineage: Eukaryota; Fungi; Ascomycota; Sordariomycetes; Sordariales; Chaetomiaceae
Product: origin recognition complex subunit 2-like protein
Exons: 2
Coding region: 1-1692 (563 amino acids)
Biological process (GO): DNA replication
Cellular component (GO): nucleus; nuclear origin of replication recognition complex
Molecular function (GO): DNA replication origin binding
Source: RefSeq, a predicted model, not a curated record
AUGGUGCGAAGGAAAAUUACAGGCGCUGUUGAUGCGCUAGCACCACGGACCGACCAUAAGUGCGAACGAGCAGUCGAUCCCUACGAUGUGCCCGACGACAACGCAGCCAUAAAGAAGCGGCGACGGACCGCUAACGUCGAUUUGAAUGCCCAGAGCCCCAUAAUUAACGACGAUGAGGUGGAAAAUGACGAAAAUGUACCUCAGCCAGAGUUAGAACCGACCCCUAGGAAGCGAAGGGGUCGACCACCCAAAGCUGCUCCAACAGUGACAAACGGUCAAGCCACGACUCAUUCAGCGCAACGACAACGAACAGUGCAAGCAGUGACCCCGAUAAAAUCCAACGGCGUCGAUACACCUAGUAGGCGGAGCAUUGCCGACAGGUCGGCUCGCAAGAAGAGUGCUCGGGCGCUCAUUGAGCGGGUUAUGGGGGACGCAGUCAGCGACGACGAGCUUGAGGACAGGGAUAUUGCGCGGGAGAUAUACGAAUCCAGCGAAGAGGAGCAGGAAGAAGAGGAUGACGAGGAGCAGGAACAGGAGGAGGAGCAGGAGCCAGCAACGCCCUCAAAUCGAGGGAGACCUGGGCGAAAGCCCAGGGCCCGAGCUCGAAAACGCUCCCCAACACCUCCGCGCGACCUCCCUCCCCACGAGCAAUACUUCUACCAAAACAAGCCUGGGUUGACCAAGACAUCGUCUAACACCCUCUCCUCGCUCAAGCUCCUCACCCACGAAGAAUACUUCUCUCUCCUACCCAAGCUCAAAGACUCGCAUGCAGCAGAUGUUGACUUCCUACACUCCCUCCAUGCUGAAUCUUUCCCCCAGUGGGCCUUCGAGAUGUCCCAGGGGUUUACACUAUGCCUCUAUGGUUACGGCUCUAAGCGUCGGCUCCUCCACAACUUUGCCUGUUACCUUAACUCUAAUUAUCCCAGCCCGAAUCAUCGUAUUGUCAUAAUAAACGGCUACGUACGCACCCUCACAGCCCGCGAUAUCCUCACUACCCUCUUAUCAGCACUCUCCCCAAACCCAGACUCAACCUCCGACCUCACCCCAACAAUCUCAGCUCUCCUAAGCCAACUCUCCUCAACCCCCCUAACCCUAACCUUACUCAUAAACUCCGUCGACUCCCCCUCCCUCCGAAAAUCUGCCCUCCAAUUCCUCUUCUGCACACUAGCUUGUCACCACUCACACAAAAUUCGUCUCGCCCUCGCAGCCGACACACCCGAUUUUUUCUUCCUCUGGGACGCCUCGGCCCGGGCCCAACUCAACCUUGCCUUCCACGACGCCACGACCUUUGCUCCCCGUGCACCCUGUGAGAUCGACGUUGUCGACGAGGUGCACGAGCUCCUUGGUCGGAAGGCGAGACGCGUGGGGGGGAAAGAGGGUGUCAUCUUCGUGCUGCGAAGUUUGCCCGAGAACGCGAGGAGUUUGUUUCGGUUGCUGGUCGGCGAGGUGUUGGUCGCUAUGGAGGAUGAGAGUAAGAAUGGGGAAGAGGCUGCUGUGGAGUAUCGGAUGGUGUAUCAGAAGGCUGUAGAAGAGUUCAUUUGCAGUUCGGAGAUGGCAUUUAGGACUUUGUUGAAAGAAUUUCAUGAUCACCAGAUCAUUGCUAGUCACAAAGAUGCUAUUGGCACCGAGUUGCUAAGCCUCCCCUUUAGGAAGGAGGAGCUUGAGUCGAUUCUUGAGGAGCUUACUGCAUGA